CCCAGUAAUAGUGAUUUGCUCAAGUUUUUUUGCGUAUUCACGCGUAGGUGUCUUUCACCAUAGGCUUUAACCACAGGCAGAGAGAGAGAGAGAGAUGAUAUGUUUAUUUCCUUGACUUGGUUUGAAGGCAAAAUUUCAGGUAGAGCUUCUCUAUACUCUUGAAAAAAGGACUCAUGUUUUCUCUGACUACGUUCUUUCUUUUUUUUUUAUCCAAUCUAACUAAAUCGAUUGUACAAAAAUUAAAGUCACUUAAUUGCUAACUCUAAAUCAAGUACCCGUAUAAUUAUUAUGAUAAUAUACCUCGUAGGAAUUCCUGCUCCUAAUUCCAUAUUUCAAUGAACACACAUCAAAGAUGAAAAGUAUAUUGUUCAGAUAAAUCUUGCGUAUAUUUUCUAUAACCUUAAAUUUAAAUUCCCCGGACAAAUUGAUCAAUCAUUCAAUAAAAGAAAUGAAUGUAAAUCAUUGUACAUUGAACAAUAAUCAAACAACUGAUGAAUUAAUCAAAGAUUCGAAUAAUCAUAAUCUUAGAAUAGAAUCAACAACUGAUACUGAUAUUCAUCCAGUUAAUUAUUCAAAUUAUCAUUUAGAUUCAAUGAAUUUCUUAAAUUUAAGCGAAAAUACAUCAUGGUGUUCAUCAAAUUCAGUAAUACCAGUGUUAUCGACAACAUUAACAUCAUCACCAUCAUCAGCAGCAGCAUGUGGUAUGUCGACGGUGACACCGACAACACUUUCAAGUAAUAUUAUAAAUCUUGAUAAACGAUCACAGAAUAAUACAACACCUUCUUCACCCUUAUGGUAUAAUAAUAAUAAUAAUAAUUCAUCAAUGAAUGAAUUAUGGUCUAAUUUUGGAGAAUAUGGAGAUCCCGGUAUUAAAGUGAAUUCACAGUAUGAUCUAUGCAAUCCUCAGCAUCAUUCUUCCCAUCUACAUCAUGAUGAACAUCAAAGUCAACAUUACCAGCAACAACAGCAUGGUAUUCAACUGCCUCAGAAAUCAACACUAGAUAGAUCCAAUGACUUUCUGCAAUCCAUUGAAAAUCCUUCGCUUAGUUUAAUUCAAACACUAUCACCAUUGUCCUUAUCAACAAUCAAAUCGAAAGUGACAUUAAAUACUACUGGUGAUCACGGUGAUAUGAGUAAAUUGAAUCAACAGGAUGAUCAAUAUACUACUACUACUACUAAUCUUCAUAUAAGUAGUAUGAGUAGUCAGUUGACUUCAGACAGUGAAAUAUUUCAUCAGUAUGGGAAUAAUAUAACUAGUAAUAAUAAUAAUAGCAACAGUGAUAAAUCAUUCCAAGGUCAUGAAACUACAAUGUCAUUUCACGAAAAUUUAGCCUUCCUACAAACCAGUCCAACGAAGUUUUUAAAUAACCAUCAUCACCAUCAGUUGCCUGUAGAACAGGUGGAUUCAGAGUUAAAUCAAUAUAAUCAUCAUCCCCAUCAUUCAUCCAUACCUUCACAGUACAUGCAUUCACCGUCGUCUCAUCCUAUUCCACAGUCAUUGCUCCCUGGUCAGCCUCCGCUUGCAGAUCCACCUCCUUCACAUCACCAUCAACCGUCUCAUCAUCAUCAUUCGGAUGAACAAUUACAGUCUCAGCUACAACAAAACCAUCGAAUUCUAUCCUCUACAUCAAAAGGUUCAUCUGUUCCAUUGCCUGUCCCAGCUAUGGUAUAUCAACAUCAACAACAACUACAACAAAUUAAUAAUCAUUCAAAUUUCCUACAGAAUUCAAACAGUCAAUCAUCAAAACAAUCAUGUCAUGCUAAACCUCCAUACUCCUACAUCAGUUUAAUUACUAUGGCAAUACAAAACUCUUCAACACGUAUGUGUACCUUAUCAGAAAUUUAUCAAUUUAUUAUUGAUUUAUUUCCCUAUUAUCGUCAACAUCAACAGAGAUGGCAAAACUCGAUUAGACAUUCAUUAUCCUUUAAUGAUUGUUUUGUUAAAGUUUCAAGGAGUCCAGAUAAACCAGGUAAAGGUUCCUAUUGGACAUUACAUCCAGAUUCUGGUAAUAUGUUUGAAAAUGGUUGUUAUUUAAGACGACAAAAACGUUUUAAAGAUCCUAAACGUGAAGUAAGUCAUCGUAGUCAAAGGAAUAGUACAACAAGUACUAGCGGUAGUCUUGUAAGCAAUCUGACAUCGACUUCAUUGAUUACUGGUAAUAACGAAACUGUAAAUACGUUGAACAUUAAAAAUACUCCUAAUAAUAAUAAUAAUAAUAGUCAUCAAGUUAUACCAAUGAAUUCAAGUCAUCCAACUGGUGAACACCUACUAUUACCAACGGGUAUGAAACGUACCUAUUCAAAAACGGAAUGUAAUGGUCUGCUAAGUGUGAAAACAGACAAUCUUCUUUCACAUAACAGAACGAAAUCAUUUCCUAUGGGUUUAUCGAAUAACGCCAAUGAUGACUAUAAUGAUGUUGACGAUGAGAAUGCGGAUAAUGAAGACGGAGCUGAAGAUGAUGAUGGUUUUCCUGAUGAUGAUGAUGAUGAUGAUGAAGGAAAUGAAGAAGGUGAUUUUGAUAUAGACGAUGAGGAAGAGGAUUAUGAUGAAGUAAACGAAGACAGUGAAGAAGUAAUUAUCAAUGAUCAAAAACAAGAAAGAGUCUCAUUAUCAGAACAUCAACAAUAUUAUCCCCUACAACAGCAUCCUAAUUCAACAUCACCUGAAUUAAAAACUUACCCAUUUAUGCGUGAAGUUAUCAAUGAAAAAUCCUCGAAUAGGUAUAAAUCAUCUCAGUUAUUUUUACUCAGUCCAUAUGAUAGUCGUGAGUCAACCAAGUAUAUUACAGAUAUUAUCUAUCCAGAAAAUAAUUAUGAACAGUUUAGACAUUUUGUUAAUUAUCCAGAACAAUCGCCAUUGUUUUCACAGAAUCAACAAACACAACAAAUAGAUGCUUAUGCGGAUAAAAGUAAUUUUGAUCCAUCACUGAAACUUAAUCCUCCUACUACAACUACUAGUGGUUGUAGUGUAAAUUAUAUCAACGGUAUGCCAGUGAAUACAUUUAGUUUGUGUAAUUCCAACUCCUGUCCUUCCUCGUCGUCGUCGUCGUCCUCCUCCACCUCCUCAUCGUCAUCAUCAUUAUCAUCGGCAACAGCGACAGCAGCUGGAUUAUACGGUAGGAACAAUACACUGAUAGAUUCCCUUGGUGUGAAUGAAAUGAUGAAUCCAUCGCAUCAGUAUUUUUCAUCAAUUCCUGCCAAUCUUACAUUACCUUUGUCAACUACAUAUCAUCCUCAUCAUAUGCAACAACGCCAACAACAACAACAACAAACCCGUCAAAAUUCCCCAGUAAAUUUAAUGUCAGAAUUCUAUUUCCACGAGAAUGAUGCGCAUAAUCCACAUCGAUAUGCUGUGACAAAUAAUUCAUUUAAAUGUACACAUAUUUCGAGUAUACUUAAUAACAACAAUCAUAACAAUAAUGAUACUACUAUGAAUCAUACUGUUAGUAGUAUUAACAAUAUCAUACCUUCAGAAAAUGCGAAUAUUAUACCAACAGUUGAAAAUUGUAAUGUGUCAUCAUUUAAUCAAACAUACAAUUUUAGACAACAACAGGCGAGCAAUAAUAAUAAUAAUAAUAAUAAUAAUAAUCAAUCGUCUAUUAUAACAACAGAGACAAAAUUACCGCUACAACAAUAUGAUAACAGCUAUCAACAUUUAUCGAUUCAUACAAAUCAAUAUAACAUUCCAGUUGAUGAGAUAUCCCUUAUCAGUUCAAAUGUUCCUUAUAAUUCAUCAUCAUUUUUAGCGCCAUCUUUGUCAUGUUUAUCCCUAUCAACGUCAUCAGCAUCAUCAUCAUCAUUGUCCUCAUGUAUUCCCAUGACACCGUCAACAUCAUUAAGCACAAUGGCUGGAAACUUUCCUUCACAUAAUUCACCGCUAACACAAAUGGCAACAACUGGAGCGCUUAUAAACUCUGCCUAUUCAUUAGCUAAACCGCUACACAACUAUCAAUCAGAAGUAUUAGAAUCAAAUAUAUGGAACAAAAAUUAUUUACACUUAAUAGAGUCUAAUGAUGAAAAGUCAUUGAAAUGUAUUGAAGAAGAUGGUAAAGAAAUUCAAAGAAUUGACAAUUUACCUGUUCAAUGUAUCAAUGGUGAUAAGCGGAAAUUUAAACAAAAUAACAAUGGAGGGCAAAAUGAAGGCGAAGAAGAAGACGACGAAGAAGAAGGAGAUGAAGAGUUGGUAGGAGAUUAUACUAACGCUAACAGCGUUGAUGUUGAUCAUGAUGGAGUAUUAAAUCGUAGUGAAGUAUCAAAUAAACCCUUUUCAAUUGAUCAUUUAAUGCAUUUUCAAAAUCCUGAUUUAGAUAUGACAAAUACAACAAAUACAUUAUUACAAUAUGCUACAAAAAGUGAUAUUUCUGUAUUUGAAAAAUUAAGAUCUUCAACAUUUCGAUUGAAUGAUAUCACCGAGAAUAAAUCGACAAUAUCUAUACAUGGUAGAUGA
This is a messenger RNA of Trichobilharzia regenti, 4447 nucleotides long. Lineage: Eukaryota; Metazoa; Platyhelminthes; Trematoda; Strigeidida; Schistosomatidae. The record is from the annotation of a GenBank genome assembly.